Messenger RNA from Corylus avellana, 3233 nucleotides. It is a transcript of the gene CLPC1, whose product is annotated as CLPC homolog 1. Gene Ontology annotation, cellular component: cytoplasm. Gene Ontology annotation, molecular function: protein binding; ATP hydrolysis activity; ATP binding. Gene Ontology annotation, biological process: cellular response to heat. Lineage: Eukaryota; Viridiplantae; Streptophyta; Magnoliopsida; Fagales; Betulaceae. The record is from RefSeq and is a predicted model, not a curated record.
CUUAAUCGCGAACCUCAUCUCUAUUAUCUCUCUCGCCUUGGCCGACCAUUUGGAAAAAGGGCCUCUCUGCCUCUCCCUUUUCUCUUUGCCCAAACGGAAACACGCCUUUUAGGGUAGUGGGUCGGCAUCAUGGCUAGGCUUUUGCUUCAAUCAACAUCUACUCAUACUAGCAUUCCUCCUUUAAGGGCUAGCCAGAGGUCUAGCCUAUCUAAAGGAUCUGAAAAAGAAAAGAGAUCUGUCAGAAUGAUGUCUAGUUUACAAGCACCAGGAUUGAAAAUGAGGGGCUUCUCAGGAUUGCGAAGUCUUAAUGCUGUAGAUACUAUGAUGAGACCUGAGCUAGAUUUUCUUUCUAAGGUGUCAAUUUCAGUCAAUUCUCUGCGAGGAAGGGGUAGCAGAUGUGUAGCAAGAGCAAUGUUUGAGCGCUUCACAGAAAAGGCAAUUAAAGUAAUUAUGCUUGCGCAAGAGGAAGCUAGGCGGCUUGGUCAUAAUUUUGUUGGCACGGAGCAGAUCUUGUUGGGUCUGAUUGGUGAAGGCACUGGCAUUGCUGCUAAGGUUCUUAAAUCUAUGGGAAUCAAUCUUAAAGAUGCACGUGUAGAGGUGGAAAAGAUAAUUGGAAGGGGUAGUGGAUUUGUUGCUGUGGAAAUUCCAUUCACUCCCCGUGCAAAGCGUGUUUUGGAACUCUCGCUGGAGGAGGCCCGCCAACUUGGCCAUAACUAUAUUGGAUCAGAGCACUUGCUUCUGGGACUGCUUCGUGAGGGUGAGGGUGUAGCGGCUCGUGUUCUUGAAAAUUUAGGUGCUGACCCAAGUAACAUUCGCACCCAGGUUAUUCGUAUGGUUGGUGAGAGCACAGAAGCUGUUGGUGCUGGUGUUGGAGGAGGCAGCAGUGGCAAUAAGAUGCCAACGCUGGAGGAAUAUGGGACCAAUCUGACUAAGUUAGCAGAGGAGGGUAAAUUGGAUCCUGUUGUUGGAAGGCAACAGCAAAUAGAACGUGUCACCCAAAUUUUGGGCCGGCGGACCAAAAACAAUCCGUGUCUUAUUGGAGAACCUGGUGUUGGGAAAACAGCAAUUGCAGAAGGGCUUGCUCAAAGAAUUGCAACUGGUGAUGUUCCUGAAACAAUAGAGGGGAAGAAGGUUAUUACCUUGGAUAUGGGUCUUCUUGUUGCUGGCACAAAAUAUCGUGGAGAGUUUGAGGAGAGAUUAAAGAAGCUAAUGGAGGAAAUCAAACAAAGUGAUGAGAUAAUACUCUUUAUUGACGAGGUGCACACUUUAAUUGGAGCAGGAGCAGCAGAAGGAGCAAUUGAUGCUGCAAACAUAUUGAAACCGGCUCUUGCAAGAGGUGAACUGCAGUGCAUUGGAGCCACUACACUAGACGAAUACAGAAAGCAUAUUGAGAAGGACCCAGCGUUGGAAAGACGGUUCCAGCCAGUCAAAGUGCCGGAACCAACUGUUGAUGAAACCAUACAAAUUUUGAAGGGGCUUCGGGAGCGCUAUGAAAUUCAUCACAAGCUCCGAUACACUGAUGAAGCGUUGGUGGCUGCUGCACAGCUUUCCUACCAGUACAUCAGUGACCGUUUUCUGCCUGAUAAAGCGAUUGAUUUGGUUGAUGAAGCUGGUUCUCGGGUUCGUCUCCGUCAUGCACAGCUACCAGAAGAAGCUAGAGAACUUGAGAAAGAGCUCAGGCAGAUUACAAAGGAGAAGAAUGAAGCUGUUCGCAGCCAAGACUUCGAGAAGGCUGGAGAGUUACGUGAUAGAGAAAUGGACCUUAAGGCACAGAUAUCAACUGUUGUGGACAAGGGCAAGGAAAUGACUAAGGCAGAGACUGAGGCUGGAGAUGUAGGUCCUUUGGUGACUGAGGUGGAUAUUCAACAUAUUGUCUCCUCUUGGACUGGCAUUCCUGUUGAGAAAGUGUCAACAGAUGAAUCUGACCGCCUCCUCAAGAUGGAAGAGACCCUCCACAAGCGUGUCAUUGGUCAAGAUGAAGCAGUCAAAGCCAUUAGUCGUGCUAUUCGACGAGCCCGUGUUGGACUCAAGAAUCCCAACCGUCCAAUUGCCAGCUUCAUCUUUUCAGGUCCAACUGGUGUAGGGAAGUCGGAACUUGCAAAAGCAUUGGCUGCAUACUACUUUGGCUCUGAAGAAGCCAUGAUUAGGCUGGAUAUGAGUGAAUUUAUGGAAAGGCACACAGUUUCCAAACUCAUUGGCUCACCCCCUGGUUAUGUUGGUUACACAGAGGGAGGUCAGCUGACUGAGGCUGUUAGGCGCCGUCCUUAUACAGUGGUGCUCUUUGAUGAGAUCGAGAAGGCCCAUCCUGAUGUGUUUAACAUGAUGCUUCAAAUUCUUGAGGAUGGAAGGUUGACAGAUAGCAAGGGCAGAACUGUGGACUUCAAGAAUACUCUUUUGAUAAUGACAUCAAAUGUGGGAAGUAGUGUAAUUGAGAAAGGAGGCCGCCGGAUAGGAUUUGAUCUUGAUUAUGACGAGAAGGACAGCAGUUAUAAUCGUAUUAAGAGCUUGGUCACUGAGGAAUUGAAACAAUACUUCAGGCCAGAGUUUCUAAACAGAUUGGAUGAGAUGAUUGUCUUUAGGCAGCUGACAAAGCUGGAGGUAAAGGAGAUAGCCGAUAUUAUGCUGAAAGAGGUGUUUGAUAGGCUGAAGACCAAAGAAAUAGAACUUCAAGUGACAGAGAGGUUCAGAGAUAGAGUGGUGGACGAAGGGUAUAAUCCGAGCUAUGGGGCAAGGCCUCUGAGAAGAGCCAUAAUGAGACUUCUGGAGGACAGCAUGGCAGAGAAGAUGCUUGCAAGAGAGAUCAAAGAGGGUGAUUCAGUUAUUGUGGACGUUGAUUCAGAUGGCAAUGUGACAGUGCUCAAUGGUAGCACUGGUGCUCCUGAGCAGUUAGCACUGAAUUAGGCCUCUUUAUUCACCAACUUAUGCCGAUAUAUUGUUUGUACUUGUUUUCAUUUGAAUCAUAGUUGUAGUCUAUUUUCUUGAAAAGACUACUUGAAAGUGGAAGUGGAAGCUGUUGAUUAAUUGCUGGCUCUAGUUCUUAGUUUCAAAAGGCAUUCAAAGGAAAUUCUCAGGGGAGAAAGAUGUUGGUAGAAUUGUGAUUGGCGUAAUGAAGAAGGAUCUAGAUUUUUUAUUAAAUGAUAUCUGCUAUUACCUAGACUGGAUUAGUCUCCACUAAUUUGUUCAUUUGAGGAUGUCUCUUUCCAAAUGAAUAAUGAUUCAGGAUUUGUAUUCCA